Cucumis sativus (cucumber) is the source of this 2021-nucleotide messenger RNA. RefSeq names its product magnesium transporter MRS2-I. Gene Ontology annotation, molecular function: magnesium ion transmembrane transporter activity. Gene Ontology annotation, biological process: magnesium ion transport; transmembrane transport. Gene Ontology annotation, cellular component: membrane. Lineage: Eukaryota; Viridiplantae; Streptophyta; Magnoliopsida; Cucurbitales; Cucurbitaceae. Bases 381 to 1562 code for a protein of 393 amino acids. The record is from RefSeq and is a predicted model, not a curated record. The transcript has 11 exons.
AAAUAAUGGCGUAGAUCUGCAGAGGAAGAACAAAAUAGCGUCCUUCUUCAUCUUCAGCCUUUGUUCCCCCAAUUCUCUCUCUCCUCUUCUUUCUUUCUAUAUGUCAAUCUGAUUAUGCCCUCUCCAGAAUCCAAACUCCUCCUUCUCCCAUUCGGUUUCUUCUCUCUACGACUGGGUGGAGAAGAAACUCCCGUUUACUCUAACUUUCCCUUCCUUUCUCCAUUAAUCCACCUCCUAAUUUCUUCACCAUUGCAUAAUCCGACCCCUCUUUUCGUAUGGUGAAGGAAUUUUCUCAACAACACUUUAAAAGGCUUGUUCUUAUUUAUUCAUUUUCCUGUUUCUUUUUUGGGAUGUGAUUGAUUGGGGGAUGAUUAGUAGUAAUGGCUCGGGACGGGCAUGUAGUGCCGGUUGAUCCACAGACGGCGCUUACUGUGAAGAAGAAGAAACAAUCUUCUCGGAAUUGGAUUUUACUGGAUUGUACGGGCCAAGGGACCGUCCUUGAUGUCGAUAAGCAUGCUAUUAUGCAUCGAGUUCAAAUUCAUGCUCGUGACCUUCGGAUUCUUGAUCCUUUGCUUUCUUAUCCCUCCACCAUUUUGGGGCGUGAGAGGGCCAUUGUUCUUAAUCUCGAGCACAUAAAGGCGAUCAUUACUGCUGAUGAGGUUUUGCUUAGAGAUCCGACAGAUGAACAUGUCAUCCCUGUGGUUGAGGAGCUUCAGAGGCGACUGCCUCCUUCUAAUACCUUCCAGUUUCAAGUUCAAGGAGAUGGUAAAGAGUAUCAGAGUGGCCCACAAGAUGGUGAAGCUGAAGAAGAUGACUCGCCAUUUGAAUUUCGUGCCCUUGAAGUAGCGUUGGAAGCUAUAUGUAGUUUUCUUGCUGCACGGACAACUGAACUGGAGACUGCUGCUUAUCCUGCCUUGGAUGAGCUUACUGCCAAGAUUAGUAGCCGCAACUUGGACAGAGUUCGUAAAUUGAAGAGUGCGAUGACCAGGUUGACUGCAAGGGUUCAAAAGGUAAGAGAUGAGCUUGAACAAUUACUGGACGACGAUGAUGAUAUGGCAGACCUUUACUUGUCAAGAAAGAUGAGCUCAUCUUCUCCUGUAAGUGGUUCUGGUCCUGCCAAUUGGUUUCCUGCCUCUCCUACCAUUGGUUCAAAGAUCUCAAGAGCAAGCAGAGCAAGUGUUGCAACUGUACGUGGGGACGAGGACGACAUCGAGGAACUUGAAAUGCUGCUGGAGGCUUACUUUAUGCAAAUUGAUGGUACAUUGAACAAAUUAACUACACUGCGAGAAUAUAUUGAUGACACAGAAGAUUAUAUUAACAUCCAGCUUGACAAUCACCGUAAUCAACUCAUUCAGUUGGAGCUCUUUUUAAGUUCUGGUACUGUUUGUUUGUCUAUCUAUUCUUUGGUGACUGCAAUAUUCGGCAUGAACAUUCCUUACACUUGGAAUGACGGUCACGGAUUCAUUUUUAAAUGGGUUGUCAUUAUAUCUGGAUUCGCUUGCGCCGUGUUGUUCAUCACAAUUAUUUACUAUGCUCGCUACAAAGGUUUGGUGGGAUCUUGAUCUUCCUUCACUCAAAUAAUGAAAUCCUUUUCAAAUGGAAACAGUAAACUGAACCGUGACAGACAAUGAAGGAAAAAGAGGAAAAAAGAAGGAAGAAAAAUAGAAAGAAAGUGCAUUGGAUGAGUUUAGAGUGAUAUGCAUACCUGACUAUACUUACAGUUUUAGUUUCUGUGGGAUUUUAGGAUUGGGAAAAAGGGAAAGAAGGAAAGAGAAAAAAAAGGGAAAAAAAUUAAAGAAAAUAAAUUUCUUUUUAGAACCUGUUUGAUUUUAUGGCUGAUUAUUAUUAGGUACCAUAUGAAAUCAAAGAUCAGCAGGUCGUUCAAGUUUCAUCCCAUAUUUGAUUAACUGGCUUCUGGCUCUAUGCAUAAUUGUAUAAACAUCAUACAGAAAGAAAUUUUCUUAUUUUAGUUGGAACAGUAGUUUUUAAAAAAAGGUUUUCUUAUUUGAAACAUUUUGUUA